ACCCAUAUAAUAAUACUCAUCAACACCAAAAACACAACACACACUUAGAAAAAAUGGAAGAAGAAAAGAGAUUGGAGCUAAGGCUAGCUCCUCCUUGUCACCAAUUCACUUCCAACAACAACAUCAAUGGAUCUAAACAAAAAAGCUCUACCAAAGAUACAUCAUUCGUUUCCAAUAACAGGGUUGAGGUAGCUCCAGUGGUGGGAUGGCCACCGGUGAGAUCAUCCCGGCGAAACCUAUCGGCGCAGCUAAAGGAGGAGAUGAAGAAGAGAGAGAGUGAUGAAGAGAAAGAGUUUUACGUUAAGAUCAACAUGGAAGGAGUUCUCAUAGGAAGAAAAGUCAACCUUUCAGCUUAUAACAACUACCAACAGCUUUCACAUGCCGUUGACCAACUCUUCUCUAAGAAAGAUUCGUGGGAUCUAAACAGACAAUACACUUUGGUCUACGAAGACACUGAAGGAGAUAAAGUUCUGGUCGGAGAUGUUCCUUGGGAGAUGUUUGUAUCGACCGUGAAGAGGUUACACGUUUUAAAAACCUCCAACGCCUUCUCGCUCUCACCUAAAAAACAUGGCAAAGGAAUAGAGUGAGGCUCGAUAAAAUCAUCAGUUGGAUGAAUUGUUUUUAAUGUAAUUUUUGUGGAAACUAAUGGGGUUUGGCUUGAUUUACUGGUUUUCUUUUUUACUAUGUUGUAGGUUUUUGCUUGCUACGUUUUUGUGUUGUUGUUGUAAAUAUGAUGUUCGUUUAAGUAAUCGGGGUUUAUUAUGUUAUCGUGUGUAUAUAAAUAGUGUACGCACGU
Molecule: messenger RNA, 796 nt
Organism: Arabidopsis arenosa
Lineage: Eukaryota; Viridiplantae; Streptophyta; Magnoliopsida; Brassicales; Brassicaceae
Source: the annotation of a GenBank genome assembly